AUGGACCCAGCAGCCACACAGACGGUGCUUGUCUUCGUGUUUUGCCUCUGCGGGCUGCAGGAAGCGGCCCCCCCUCAGCUCGGACGCUGCUCUGGGGGUCUCUGUUUCUUCCAGCACAGUGUGGACUUUGGAGGCGCGCAAAGAUCCUGCGUCAACUCCUCCGGACGUCUGGUCGAGUCCGGUUCUGAGGACCAGAUGGAGUUCUCCAGUCUGCUGGCGGGGAGUAGCGGGAGGUUCUGGCUGCGCAGCGCCGAGGGGGCGAAUUGCACCGCUGCAUCGGUGAGGGGGGGGGAGGUCGUGGCAGCGGCCGUGCCGUGCCGGGACAAACUAGACGGCUUUGCGUGCCACUAUAACCCCGCUGUAAUGUGCGGAUCUCUAAGCGGGGACGCACAGUAUACCCUUAGCAUGGCCGCGCACUUCCAGCUGCUCGGCUCGGACUCAUUCCCCCCUGGAACCGUGGCCCGGGUGGGGGUCGCGCAGCACCUGGACUCCAAACACUUGUGCUACGGCGGGUGGUUCCGAGCGCCCUGGUCCUGUGAGGUGUUCAGGGGCGGCUGCGAGCACGACUGCGACUCAAACACACACACCUGUACCUGCCCCACCACACACGCGCUCCAUCAGGACGGGUUCUCCUGCGUCCCGAAAUCCCAGCUGGAUGGGUGCGAGGACGGGUUCGAGCAUGCAGAGGACGGCUGGAGCUGCGAGGACGUGGAUGAGUGCGAGGAGGACACGUGCACGGCUGAGGGAGAAGAGUGCGUGAACUUGCCGGGAGGAUACCAGUGCACCUGCGCGCACGGCUUUGCGGAGGAUGACGGGACAUGCGUGAACACCUCCAUCUGCAAGACGUGCGAACAGAGGUGUUCAAAGGUGGGCGGGGCCUACAGGUGCGAGUGUGUGGAGGGCUUCACCGUGGCCCCCGAGGACCCCACCAAGUGCAGGCAGCAGUGCCCUGGGAGGGUGUGCCCGGCCCGCUGCAUCCACGACCCUGAGCUGGAGGAGAAGAACAUGCAGCAGUGCACGUGCCCCGAGGGGUACAUCGUGGACAUCAGCAACAGGACGGCCAGCUGCGUGGACAUCGAUGAGUGCGAGUCCCAAGACAUGUGCGACCACAUGUGUGAGAACACGUUUGGCAACUACAGGUGUGCGUGUGAGGAUGGCUUCCAGCUGGUGAGGGGGGACAGAUGUGUGCCUCUGGUGGCACAGGAUGAAGACUCCUCAGGAUCUCCUCCCCCUCCUGGUCAUCCUCCUCACGCCCCAGGCAGCCUCCAGCCAGCUGUCCUCCCUGCCUACAUCAGAACGGGCAGCAUCCUGGGGAUCACCGUGUUCCUGGUUCUGUGUGUGGUGCUGCUGGUCUGCCUGGUCCAGAGCCUGACGAGACGCUGCGGCAGCUUGGACCUGACCUCCAUCAAACACCCGGACAUGGACAUCUUCUACCUGCAGCAGGUGAGCACAGAGACCUACAAGAGGCUGUCCUUUGACCGACAGUCCAGGACCGACUCACUGAGACUCUGAGACUCUGUAUGAAGACAGACUGAAUGUGAGCCAUGAGAACUGAGGGCGCUGCAUCUCCACCGAUGGAUAACAUGCAUGUUCAAAUACAUGCAAGGACUGAUGAACAAACAAUUCUACAU
This is a messenger RNA of Nematolebias whitei (Rio pearlfish), 1631 nucleotides long. Its product is annotated as thrombomodulin-like. Gene Ontology annotation, molecular function: calcium ion binding. The coding region runs from base 1 to 1512 and encodes 503 amino acids. The transcript has a single exon. NCBI's taxonomy places the organism in Eukaryota, Metazoa, Chordata, Actinopteri, Cyprinodontiformes, Rivulidae. The record is from RefSeq and is a predicted model, not a curated record.